GCUUGCGCCCCGUACAACUUCGGGCAACCACAUCACGAGAGCAGUCAUUUUCCUCCAAAAUGGCACUCUGAUCGGUAGUCGUCACGCACCGCAAAGAAAUCGCCCCGGAAAAAGGACACCAUUGCGGUUCCAUUCCACCAGUGAAAAAGUGAUAAUUCGUUACUAGUUCCAUCGCUGCAUCUAAUAUUACUUCACCGGUUUAAAACGUGGUCGAGGCACAUGUAGUGAAUAAUCAAACCAUCAGUAAAAUCACUGAAAGUCUUCCAAAAUAUUUAAACUAGCAUAUUGAUAAAGGUUGCAUAUAUUGUAAAACAACAAAGUAAAGCUAAUCUGUAUUUAGUAUAUAUCUUAUAACGUUAAGUAAAUAGUAACAAAUUCACAAGCAAGAAAAAUCAAAACGGAAAAGAUGUCUUUCCUGAACAACCUUCGCUCGAUGCCUCUGCCACCGGUGAAGAACGUCCUGAACGUGGCCAUGCAAACCGCACGCCAGACGAUUCCUUCGAAAAACAAACAAAGCGACUACGAGCAACCGGGUGGGGAAAAUCUAGGACCAGUGACUGGCGUGCGGUCACCACCGCAAGUACCACCACGGCCACAAAAUGUCCACUUUGCGGUAACAGAUGGAGACACUGGUGGAACGACCGAAUUGAAUCCGUUGAAUCCGUUUACCAACCCGAAGGCAUACUACCAGGAGGGAACUGAUCAACCGUCCGCUGGACAGUACCAAGAAACGGGAUUCAACCAACCAAGCGAUUUCGAGAAUGGAUAUCAAGCGGGCGGCUACCCACCGAGGCAAGGAAGCGUACAAUCAUUUGGAUCGGAUAGUACAUUUGCCGGUGGUUGUGAAGGAGAGGCACCCGGAGGAAUGAAAAUCAAUGAAUACCAGGCAGCGUGGAACGUUACAAAUGCCAUCCAGGGCAUGUUCAUCGUAUCACUUCCGUUUGCUGUUCUUCGUGGAGGCUACUGGGCCAUCAUAGCCAUGGUAGGAAUCGCGUACAUCUGCUGUUACACCGGGAAAAUUCUAGUGCAAUGUCUGUAUGAACCGGAUCCGCAAACUGGUGAACCCGUGCGAGUCCGUGACAGCUACGUGGCUAUCGCCAAGGUAUGCUUCGGAAAGAAAAUCGGUGCCCGGGUGGUAAGUAUAGCGCAGAUCAUCGAACUGCUGAUGACCUGCAUAUUGUACGUGGUAGUCUGCGGUGAUCUGAUGGCCGGUUCGUUCCCCGAUGGUGCACUGGACACCAGAUCGUGGAUGAUGCUGUGCGGUAUAUUCUUACUCCCAUUGGCUUUCCUCAAAUCGCUUCACCAUGUCUCGUUGCUGUCGUUCUGGUGCACGAUGUCGCAUCUGUUGAUCAAUGCAAUCAUCGUUGGCUACUGUCUACUGGAGAUUGGCGACUGGGGCUGGAGUAAGGUCAAGUGGCGAAUGGAUUUUGAGAACUUUCCAAUCUCGCUUGGUGUUAUUGUCUUCUCCUACACGUCGCAAAUCUUCCUCCCGACGCUGGAAGGAAACAUGGAGGACCGUUCAAAAUUCAACUGGAUGCUCGACUGGUCACACAUUGCCGCAGCUGCAUUCAAAGCCCUUUUUGGUUACAUUUGCUUCCUGACGUUCCAAAAUGACACCCAGCAGGUGAUUACAAAUAACCUGCACUCACCUUCCUUCAAAGGUUUGGUCAAUUUCUGCUUGGUGAUCAAAGCGAUCCUCAGUUAUCCACUGCCAUUCUUUGCCGCGUGUGAACUGUUGGAGCGGGCGUUCUUCCGCGGAAAACCAAAGACCCUGUUUCCAGUCGUUUGGGAACUGGAUGGGGACUUGAAGGUCUGGGGUCUUGCAUGGAGAUUGGCUGUCAUUCUUGGAACGAUCAUGAUGGCUAUCUUUAUUCCGCACUUUUCGAUCCUGAUGGGUUUCAUUGGCAGCUUCACGGGUACGAUGUUAAGCUUCAUCUGGCCGUGUUACUUCCAUUUGAAACUCAAGGGUCACCUGCUGGAUCAGAAACAGCGUGCGUGCGAUUAUUUUAUCAUAUUUUUGGGCGUUUUGUUCGGCGUGGUCGGAAUCUAUGAUUCCGGUAGCGCUCUUAUCAAAGCAUUUGAAAUUGGUCUUCCGUUCUAAAACCCACAUGCUUCCAAGAUCGUAUUGUAUAGUUUAAUGUACCAGUUGUUGAUAAAGUUAAGAUGCUUAGUUGAAAUGUUUUUCAUUUAGCAACGCAAAUUCAGCAAUUAUAUAUAAAUAGUGUUGAAGAAUUAUAAAAUCGAACUUCCCGCAGCCAAACUAGAAUUAGAUCCACUUAGAAACCACCUAUGAUACCAUACGGGAACGGAACUAAUAUGAGUUGAAACGAAAGACAAAACCGUAAGAGCUGUAGGUAUACUGAGUUCAACGCACGCAGUUUAAAUUAAGACAUAUCCUAAGCAAACAAAAUGUAUAAAACCAGAACAGAAUUCAUGCGAGACAAACAGUAAUGUUAAGAAAAUAAUUCCAAUUCAUUGUUGAAAACAAAAAGAAACGAACAAAAAUGAUCAAUGUCUUCCUAAAUGUAUGAACGGUCAGCUAAACCAAAUCGAAUAAUAAUCCAACUGUCUUCCAGAUUGUAGAAUAUGCUUAUAUUCUGCAACAAGAACAAACCAAGAUUCCACAGGUGUUAAGAAUACAUUAAAUAGUUAGUAAUUGAACGAAAAGAAUAAAAAAGACAAACGCAAUAACCUAACAUCAUAAUAGCUACUUUUAGUAGUGCAGAAUGGCGUGUGAAGAACUCGAAAGAAGGAAAUCAUUUCACCGUGUAAUGACAAUAAAAGAUUAAAACAAUACAGUAUUUAAACGAUAUAAAUAUAUUUACUAACCUUAUUAUUCUAUUGAUUGAGAAACGGUGUGGAAAACUUCAACCUAACCCGAUAAGCAAAAGUGUUGAAUCCUACAGCCAUUAGUAAUAGGAGCUAAGAAAAAGGAGUGUUUUCGACAUUUUAAAUUAUCAGUAGCAAUUUAUUGAAACAACAAAUCUGACGGUAACAAUGUCUUCCAGCAGUGGCAUAAGCUGCACAUAUUUAAAUUCGUAUUGUUGAAAAGGAAUCCAAUCGCUUCCAAAAACCCAGUUGAUUUGUACGGGUUAGUUUUAUGAAUUAUUUUACUAGAAAAAAUACAACCGCUAGACCUACUCUAAAACAUUUUUUUCAGUUUGUUCAAUAGAUCGCUAAUGUAUUGUUAUGUUAUAUUUAACCGCCAAAUGUUAUACAAAGUGUAAACUUAUAUUACUGUAUUCAACGUAACAAUAUAGGUGUCCAAAUAAAUAGUUAUCUGAAA
Molecule: messenger RNA, 3286 nt
Organism: Aedes albopictus (Asian tiger mosquito)
Lineage: Eukaryota; Metazoa; Arthropoda; Insecta; Diptera; Culicidae
Gene: VGAT
Product: vesicular inhibitory amino acid transporter
Exons: 5
Coding region: 407-2101 (564 amino acids)
Biological process (GO): amino acid transmembrane transport
Cellular component (GO): vacuolar membrane
Molecular function (GO): L-amino acid transmembrane transporter activity
Source: RefSeq, a predicted model, not a curated record